Ctenocephalides felis (cat flea) is the source of this 2284-nucleotide messenger RNA. Its product is annotated as SWI/SNF-related matrix-associated actin-dependent regulator of chromatin subfamily E member 1-like. The transcript has 12 exons. Bases 200 to 2284 code for a protein of 694 amino acids. Gene Ontology annotation, cellular component: SWI/SNF complex. NCBI's taxonomy places the organism in Eukaryota, Metazoa, Arthropoda, Insecta, Siphonaptera, Pulicidae. Gene Ontology annotation, biological process: negative regulation of DNA-templated transcription. Gene Ontology annotation, molecular function: nuclear receptor binding; nucleosomal DNA binding. The record is from RefSeq and is a predicted model, not a curated record.
AGAUGACAAUUUUAUUAUAUUUUUAUAACUAAUAUCGAGAAUAAUGUAGUAAAAUGUAUAAAAAUGUGAUUUUAUUGAUGAGCAUUUAAUAUUAAGCUAUAUAAUUUAUAAAAAUCAAGUUGGUGGACUCUCGAAAAUAACUUACAACAAGAUAUCACAAUAAUUUUAAGAAAGGCUUAGAAGAUAUAUUUUAUCCAAAAUGUCUAUGCCACCUACAUAUAAACAAAUUGCAGUUAGUACACCUGUACAAAGCACUCAACGAUUAAGAGCCUCGGGUGGUGGAGGAGGUGGAGAUGGAGGAAGCAGAAAAGAUAAUUCUGGGUCACCAUUCAUAGUGACCCCGCACAGUCAUCCUGGUUAUUUGCCGCAGAAAGUUAGCAAAGCUAGUGCUUCUGCUACGGCCCUAAAACCACCAAAAGCCCCAGAGAAACCCCUCAUGCCCUACAUGAGAUACUCUCGUAGAGUUUGGGAUUCAGUGAAAGCAAAUCAUCCAGAUCUAAAAUUAUGGGAAAUCGGAAAAAUCAUUGGAGGAAUGUGGAGGGACUUGCCCGAGAGCGAAAAAGUUGAAUUUGUUGAAGAAUAUGAAGCUGAUAAAGUGGAAUAUGAGAAGAAUUUGAAAGCUUAUCAUAACUCAUCUGCUUAUUUGGCUUAUAUUGCUGCUAAAAAUAGAGUAAAACCAGUGACUCUUGUCUCAGAAGAAAGAGACGUUCAUGAUCGUUCAAGUGGCAAACAACAACAACAAGACAGAAGAAUUGAUAUUCAACCAGCUGAAGAUGAAGAUGAUCAAGAUGAUGGUUACUCUGCUAAACAUGUAGCCUUUGCUCGCUACAACCGAAAUCACCGCCUGAUUAAUGAAAUAUUUUCUGAUGCAAUCGUACCAGAUGUAAGAUCUGUAGUGACAACAUCUAGAAUGCAGGUUUUAAGAAGGCAAGUCCAUUCAUUAACAAUGCAUCAGAAAAAAUUGGAAGCUGAAUUGCAGCAAAUCGAAGACAAAUUUGAAACUAAGAAGAGGAAGUUUAUUGAGAGCAGUGAAACUUUCCAACAAGAACUAAAGAAGCACUGUAAACCAGCCGUGACCGAAGAAGCGUUCCAGAAAAUGGUGGAAAAACAAUACGAGGCUUUAAGACAAGAACGUUUAGCCGGACCCAAAGGUCCUCGGGCCGAUGAUGCAAACAGAGGAUCAGCUGGUGGUACAGGGGGCCCAAAAUCUGUCGAAGAGGCACAGAAUAAUGCUCCUGCGGCUGCAGGUGCUACUAUGGCAUCUGCACCGACUGAGGAUAGUCAGGGAUCGAGAGAGCCUAUGGAGCAAGAGCAGCCCAAAAAAAUAGAAGAGCCCAAAGACCAAAAACCGGACACCAUAAAAACAGAAGACGAAUCUGAAGCAAUGGAAAUAGAGCCUCCAGAAGGUUCAACAACAGAACCAACACCAGCUCCGCCAAGUGCAGGCGAUGAAAGCGCCUCCAAAUCACCUCCAGAGGAAAAGCCGAUAGUGAAGACGGAGGAAAAGAGUGAAAUUAAGAAUGAACCAACACCACCACCGCCGGCAGUGGAAACACCGCCAAUUUCGGAAAGUAAUCAAAUGCCACCGGUGGUGGAACCGCCACAAGGGCACCAUCAUGCACCGGCGCCGCCGCAUCCUGAGGCACAGAUGCCGCCGCAGCAGGCGCCUUUGGCCCCUCAACCAGUGCAAUUUUCUGGUCCUGGGGGACCCGGCCUGCCACCGCCACCGCCGCACGCACAGAUGCCCAUCGACCCUCAUAUUCCACCACAUCAUCCACAAGCCGUGAUGCCACCAAUGUCAGGUGCUCACCAUCCCGGCAUGCCGCCGCCGCCUCCGUCCGUCGGAUACGGUCCGCCGCCUCACCAGUACGCGCCUCGCGGCUACUAUCCUCCUCCACCGCCACAGAAUCAGUACGCAGCACCGCCGGGGCAGCAGCCGCCGCCACCGCCUCCGCACCACGCUCCAUAUCCUCCAUACCAUCAUCAGGGGUAUCAGGGUUAUCCGCCACAUGCACCGUACCCCUACGGCGGACAUCACGUCGCCAGACCGCCAAUGGGGCACUAUCCGCCGCCUCCGAUGCACCAUCAUGAGCAGCAAUUAGCACCACCGCCACAUCCUGCACAGCAACCUCCUCCUAUGCAUCCUGGGGCACCCGAUUUGCAGACGCAGCAACAGGCACCGCCACCUGCACAACUGCCGCCACAAGCACCACAGGGGGGGACAGACGAUAAGGGUGAACCGAAAGGUGAUGCAGAACCCCGCAAAGCAGAAGGCGACCAAUAA